This is a messenger RNA of Lymnaea stagnalis (great pond snail), 1029 nucleotides long. The record is from the annotation of a GenBank genome assembly. Lineage: Eukaryota; Metazoa; Mollusca; Gastropoda; Lymnaeidae.
GUUCACGAGACGUCCAGGCUUCUGCUGAACGAGUCCGAGCAGGCGUCCUUGAACUACUACCUGGCCGAAUAUGAAAAAGGCACCAUCAGCGUCCAGGGCCUGGUCCAGGCAUUGCUGGAACUGCUCAACACAGGGGCGAAGGUCAGUAGGUCAAAGGUCAAUAGUUUUGGUGGGAACUUGUACCUAGUGUUGCAAGAAUUAAAAUAUUGAAAAUUUUAAAUUUUAGGAGUUUUAGACACAAACAUCUCAAACAUGGAUAGGUCAAUCGCAAUCUCAUAAUGAUACAUACAUAUGCGACACAUACUAAUAUUAAAAUGUUGAUUAAAAUGUUGAUUAAAAUGUUGAGAAAAAUGUUGAGAAAAAUGUUUAUUUUCUUAAAAAAUAAAUGGCAGAUUUCUUAGUUGAUUUCAGACUAUUCCCGUAAUUGGUGAAUUAUUUGUCAACAAAACUAUUUUCUUAUCUUAUAUCAUCGAAAUUCGACACUAAUAGUUGAAGUAAAUUAGGUCAAAGUCAAGUUCUUGUUAUUUGUAUAUCCUAAGAGCAUAAAAAUAAGUGCUGUUAUUUUGAGGCUACACAUUACUAAUGCGAUUACUUGAUGCAUGUGUGACGGUGAAGUACAUAUUGCCAGGGGCGUAGAAAAGGGGUGAAUCUUGGUCGGAAAAUUGUUCACUUUAUGGGAAAAAAAGGUUGUGGGGGGGGGGGGGGGGGGGGUUUUUGACUUGGAAGGUUUUUUUUUUUCGUUUUUUUUUUUUUCUUUUUUUUUUUUUUUGAGGCUUUGGGCGGACAAGGUCUGGGGCCGCCUUGGGUGGCAUUAACAUUAGCUACGCCGCUGUGCCUACAUUGUCUUGUUUGGUGGUUUGGAAAUUUUUUCAAAUGAAUAAACUGAUAAUAAAAUUUAAUAUCCCCCCCCUCUCCCCCAUUCUGUCCCCACAGUACACUUUGCUGUCUGAGAUCAGAACUUUGCUGAACUCCACGGAUUUGAACAUUUUUGAUGAACUUCUGGUGAGGAGACACAAAGAGAAAUCUCUG